GGGGUGAGGGUGGGGGCUGGGGGAACGAAACGAACACGAACACACACAGCCACAAAAAGGUCAUUCAUGUGUGUUUGUUGAUUGGGGGGGUGUGGUGGUGGCUGGCUGGCUGGCUGGCUACUCAUCCAUCUCUCUCUCUCACUGGUACUCGUGAGCAACAACUUUCUACAACAGAGACAGACACCGAUAAAGGACCCGCGCGCCAAUCUUGAGGGACAACGAGGGAGGGAGAGCGGGACGAUCCCUAGCAAAGGUAGACAGACAGACAGACGGACGGACAGACAGAGAGGUUGCAUAUUCCACAGACGACAGACAGAGCGUUAAGAAGCGUUAGGACACAGAUAUGAACGAUGCUAUGAUGCAGACAGAAUAUCACACAAAGCAUAAUAUUAUCCAUACGCACUGAUGAUCAGUCAGUCGAGUGAGUGAGUGAGUGAGUGAGUGGGGGUGGAUCGACGACACGGCCGACAACAGUCAGUACUGACACACACGGGUUCUAGAAGGUGCAAGAUGCAGGCAAGUCGUGCAGUGGGCGCAUCGCAUCGCCCGAGAGGUUUGAAAGCGUGUCAGGCCGCCGUACACAUGGCUCCCCUCUCUCACACGCACACGCACAUACACAUGCACACGCACCCUACUACCCUUGACAUCGCUCCACAGCACACCACAUCACACCACACCACACCAUCGUCAGUCAGUUCAAAAGGUUCAAACAACAGCCUUAUGGAUACAAUUCAUGUCCCUAUGUGUCGGGAAAACUCUGCCCUGGUGGGCGGGGGAGUGACUGAGUGAGUGAGUCAGUCGCGGGCAGGAAAGAUACAUACAUCGGGACGCACAACAACACAAGAGCACAAGCGGAGAAAAAUACUAGAUGAGUGUGUGUGUGUGUGGGUAUAGAAACAAACAAACAGACAGACAGAGACGUACACAUGAAGGAAGGUGGGCAGGCAGGCAGGUAAGUGUAAGUGUCUCUCGGGGGGCUGGGUGUGGGUGGUGUGUGGUGUCUGUCUAGCUAGACGGAAAAACGGUUCGCAGGUUCUUUCCUCCCUCCCUGGCUCCCUCCCUGCGUCAUAUCAGGUUACUUACCUUUCCCGCCACGUUCAGGUAUAUUCAUCCCCAUCUAUUGAUGCCAUCCAUCCACGCGUCUGUUCCAUUCGUCUCUCUCUCUCUCUCUCUCUCAGCCUCCACAGUCAAGUCAACAACAGGCAGACUCAGACACGGCCACAGUCAGCAAGCCAGUGGGGCAAUGAGUCGAUCGGUUGGUCGCAUCCCACAUCCCCCAACCAUCCCAUUCACCCGGCCACCUCGGCAACCACAGAGUCAAAAACCUCAUCAGCGCCGUCUCGCGGACCUGACACAUACACACCACACAUACACACUUCACACAUGCAUCCCUCCCUCCCUCAAUCUCUCUCUCUCUCUCUCUCCUCUUCUCUCUCCUCGGCUCAGCUCACCUUUGAGGUAGAGGUUGACAUCCGAGAACAUCUUGAUGGGCGGCUUGGUCGGGGCCUCGGCCUCCGUGUCGUCGAUGACCUUGAACUGCGCGUCGAAGAAGUGUCGCUCGUCAUCGUUGUAGCCGUCGAGGUCGCUGGGCCGUCGGGCGGUGGUGGCGGGGGUGAUGGGAUCCUCUUCGAGCAGCUCGAAGUUGGGCGAGUUGGGGCACCAAAAGAGGUUGUUGGACGUCACGCCCAGACCUGCACACAGGCGGAUGGGGGGAGGGACGGGGGGAGGGAUGGGGGGGUGGGUGAAGCAAGCCCCGCAUGGCAUGAUGACAUUCCCCUGACCGACCGUUGAGAAUGUGCUUGAACUGGUUGGAGCAGUGCUUCCAGUACUGGGCGUCCUCGUACCUGCAGCCAUCAACGCACUCACACACACGCAAUCAGAGAGACCUGCAGGAGCUUUGUGAAAGCGUCCGUACAUUCUGUCUGGGUCCAUGUCGUUGUUGAGGUGAAUGACCUCUGGCAGGUCAGCGAACUCCGACCCCGCCUGCUGCGACAUGAGCAUCAGCUUCAUCGGCUUGCCCUGACGCUUCUCGCGAAGCUUCGACAGCAAAUCCUCGAUCUCGCCGCGGGUCGCCUCGCCCGUGCGCACAAACAGCACCUGCAACACACACAUUUUGGUGGCGUGGCAUAUGUGUGUGUGUGUUUGGGGGGGGGAAAGUCACCUCGUCGGCUCUCUGCACGGUGUAGUGGAAUCUGUUGGCCCUCUGUGAGUAUCGUUUCUUCAUGCGUUCGAAGACGGGCCAGAUAUUCUCGACGGGGUCGUCGCCCUCCUCCACCUCGUGCGCAUACGACAGGCCGUGCCACUUGUUGUGGAACACUCGACCCUACACACACACACACACACGGGAGUGUGGGCAAGGAAACGAACGGGUGUCUGUGCGCGGAGACGUGUACCAGGUCGUGGUCGUAGUAGAGCAUUUCGGGGUUCCACAUGUCAGUGAAGUCGCUGGCGAUCAUGUCGGACACAUCGCAGGUGAACGAGGUGCGCGUGAGGUCGAAGGGGUAGCAGGGGCCGUCGUACUCCACCUUGUGCAGCAACAUACGAGCCGUGCAACGCGCGCCGAGCGGCACGAUCUGAGACACACACACACGCACACACGUGGGGUUGUUGCAAAACCGGUGUGUGUGUGUGUGCGUGUGGAUGGAUUGAUGGAUGGAUGGAUGGACUGGCACUCACCCCAACUCGUGUGUAGUCGCUCAGCCUUCCUGCGUGUCGGUACAGCACGGCACUCUUGGGCGCGGCCUUGACGCUGAAAUGGAUGGCCACACACAGAGAGACGAUGCAGCCAUCAUGUCUGUUGCUUGUCUUUGCCAGCCACCCACCUACCGUGAGAGAAGUCCCGACUUGCCGAUGAAGAGAGUGUUGAAGUCGCCUGUGGGGUCGAGUGAGUUGAUGUAGGCGCCCGUCCGCAGACCCUUGAGCGACGCCGACAGGUCCACCCACAUCGGCUGACAUAUCGACAGACAGACACAUCGGGAUGUCUGUCUGUCUGUCUGUCUGUCCGUGUGCCUGCCCCGUCACAACAUUAACAGACGUACGUGCACGUUGUAUUCUGCGUCGGUGUUGUUGACGAUCCGCAGAGAGGGCGGCGCUGACGACUGGCCGUCAUCAUCCUCCGCCUCGGUGAGUAUGCCGAUGUUGCCGUCGUAGAACAGCACCUGGCACACAUGAGGGGAGAAGAAGUGGAAGGCCGCUAUGUAGUCCACCACACUCGCCGGCGGAACGUCAAAGGACGUCUCGAUCACACCGCCCUCUCCGAGAGAGAAAAAGGCGAAGGGCUUGGUGCUCUGCGCCUUCUUGCCGUUGCCCUUGCCGUUGCUGAGGGCGUCGGCAGCAGCAGCGGCAGCAGUGGCAGUAGGGACCUGGCAGAACUGAGUGCCGGGGUCGUGCCUCGGUGUGUCGUCGCCCGCUGGGUUGAAGAUGUAGAUGCCUGGCGUGAUGGGCGAGGGGCUGGCCGACUGCAUCGCCUGCAGCCAUCCCAUCCCACGACACACACAGGGAGGAUUGCGAUUGUUGUCAUGCGAGGAGUGGGUGUGGGUACCUAGGUACCUGUGUGAAGCCAUUUUGCAGCGCGGGCCAGCUGUUGCUGACGCUGUAGCUGUGGUCGGUCUUGUUGACGAAUUUGAUCUUGUGGGUGCCGCCCUUGCUCCGCGCCCACACGUCGAAGCCCUUGCCGUCGGUGAAGACCAAAUGGGCGUGGGGGAAGGGGUCGCCGUCAUGCGUCGGGGAGUCGGGCUGCACAUGGCGUUACAUUGCGUUGCAGGCAGGUACACAUCACACCCACACACACACAAAAAGAAACUCUCUCUCUCUCUCUCUGUGAGAGUGUGUGUGUGUGUGUCACCUCACUUACCCACCUGCAUCAUUGAGUGUGACAGCUGUUUCUCCAGCCGUCUGUUGCCGGCAGUCCCUCCCUCCACCACCACCGUCUCCGUGUGGAAGAGGCUCAAGUCGAUGCUCUCAAACAUCAGCCGGUGGCCCUUGCUGUUGGGGUGCGCCGGGUCGAAGCUCACCCCAUCAAGCCACUUGCCCGUCCCGCCUUUGGCCUCGAGAUUGGUCAGGAAGUCGAGCACGGGCACGCCCCAGCCCUUCAUCUUGGCCUCGGUCUGCUUGAGCAGCGUGUAGUGGUCCUUUGUGUAGUCGCCGUUGGGGUACACGCCGCCGAGAACGGGCCGCGCAUUGAUGUCCUUGAUGAGCUGGAUAAGGUGCUGAAUGCCCGACUCGAACCGCUGCUUGGCGGCGUGGCGCUGGUGGGCCGGACAAUGAGCCAGACCCUCGUUGCCCAAGGACAGACCGACAAUCACUGCAAGCAUCCCAUCCGGGAGGGGAGGGAGGAGCCGUGUGGGCGUGUGGUGUGGGUGGGCAAUGGUGGGGGUGGUUGGGUGGGUGUGCGUACCAACUUCAGGUUUGUGUUUGGGGACGACUUGGUGGAACCGCUCGAUAGUGCGGCCGACGUUGGCCCCGCUCUCACUCUCGUUGAUGAGCUGGUGGCCGUACUGCUUCGACAGAUGCUCACCUGUGCCGACACGACACCAACACACACAUCCACAUGCACAGUGCUUCGCGUGCUUAAGGGAUCGUUUCCCCCACCAAGCAGCGUGGCCCAUCCGCGCAUCUUCCAUGAGUUGUAGCCGUACGCAACCGAACUGUACACACACACACACACACACACACACAGAGCUCAGACGAACGAAUCUCGCUGUAUCCCCCAAAGCCGCCUGAAGGGAUCCACGCGGCGCCCACCUGCCGAUGACGACAAUCUUGAGGCCACCCCGUGUGGGCGGGGGAAAUGUUGGGGGCGCAGGUACUGUCUGUGGGGGUUUGAGGACAAAGCCAAAGGGGUGGGGCUGGAUGUACCCAAAACCACCGUCGUCAAUGAUGAUGUCUGCACACAUACACACACACAUAAGGGAGGGCACACCGAGCUCAGCUCGGCUGCAGUAAGUCCCGCGCGCUGACCUUGGUCUUCUACUGGUACCCAUCUGUUCUCGGUGCAGCCGUCCCCCUCCCAGACGGUCUCGCCGUACUCGGUGAACCUCACGUACUUGUACUGCACCUUGCCACCCACCGCCACAUGCUUCGUCACCGGCACCAGCUUGGGUGUCCACCACAGGGGGUACUGCCCGCUGCCCGUCGUAAGCUUGACGCACUUCGUCACGUCCCAGCUGCCCAGCUCUGCUCGUACACACACACACACACAGAUGAGAGUCAUUGCUGGCGUGUGUUUGUGUUUGUGUGUUUGUGUGUGUGUUUGUGCCUUUUCUGUUUGUGCGCACCAGGUAUAGAGCCGACGAUGCCGAUGCUGUCGCCGAAGCUGGUCUCGGCCCGCACCUGGAACUUGUACAUCGCCUCCAGAAAGUCAGCGGGGCGAGGGGCUCGGAGGCCGUGGGGCGAGUCGGGCUGGGCGGGCGAAGGGAUACCAACGAUAGAUCAGCGAAUUGCAAACGUCAUCGCUUUCCGCUU
Vitrella brassicaformis is the source of this 5463-nucleotide messenger RNA. The record is from the annotation of a GenBank genome assembly. NCBI's taxonomy places the organism in Eukaryota, Vitrellaceae.